Tachyglossus aculeatus (Australian echidna) is the source of this 1320-nucleotide messenger RNA. It is a transcript of the gene ONECUT3, whose product is annotated as one cut homeobox 3. Lineage: Eukaryota; Metazoa; Chordata; Mammalia; Monotremata; Tachyglossidae. Gene Ontology annotation, molecular function: RNA polymerase II cis-regulatory region sequence-specific DNA binding; DNA-binding transcription factor activity, RNA polymerase II-specific. Gene Ontology annotation, biological process: regulation of transcription by RNA polymerase II. The record is from RefSeq and is a predicted model, not a curated record. The transcript is spliced from 2 exons. Gene Ontology annotation, cellular component: nucleus. The coding region runs from base 1 to 1320 and encodes 439 amino acids.
AUGGAACUUACCAUGGAGAACCUAGGGGGCCUCCACGGAGUGGCCCACUCCCAGGCGGGCGAGCUCAUGAGCUCGGCCCACGGGCGGCAGGCUCCGCAUCGGAACCUAGUGGCCCACGGGCGGCCGGCCAUGGUGUCCAGCAUGGCCUCGAUUCUGGAGGGUGGCGAGUACCGGCCGGAGCACCCGCUGUCCGCCCCGCUGCACCCGGCCAUGAGCAUGGCGUGCGAGUCGCCGUCGGGCAUGAGUUUGAGCGGCACCUACACGACGCUGACUCCGCUCCAGCACCUGCCCCCCAUCUCCACCGUCUCGGACAAGUUCCACCACCACCACCACCACCCCCACCACCACCACCAGCGCCUCCCGGGCAACGUCAGCGGCAGCUUCACGCUCAUGCGGGACGAGCGCAGCCUGACCUCGGUGGGCAACCUGUACGGCCACUACCCCAAGGACAUGACCGGCAUGGGACAGCCCCUGUCCCCUCUCUCCAACGGCCUGGGCACGUUGCACAACUCUCAGCAGCCUCUAGCGCCCUACGGUCCCGGCGGCCAUCUGGCCAACGACAAGAUGCUGUCGCCCAACGGCUUCGAGACUCACGCGACGAUGCUGUCUCGGGGGGAGGAUCCCCUGGCUCGGGGACUGGGGGCGCCCAGCGCGAGCAUGAUGCCCCCGCUCAAUGGCAUGCACCCGCACGGGCAUCACCCAGGCCAAGGCAGCGGCUCGCUCCUGGGCGACAGGGAGCGGCAAGCGGCCGCCUCGGGUUCGCAGCCCGGCGGCUCUGGCCAGGUGGAGGAGAUCAACACCAAGGAAGUGGCUCAGAGGAUCACGGCCGAGCUGAAGCGCUACAGCAUCCCCCAGGCCAUCUUCGCCCAGCGGAUCUUGUGUCGCUCGCAGGGGACCCUGUCGGACCUGCUGAGGAACCCCAAACCCUGGAGUAAGCUCAAGUCCGGGCGGGAGACUUUCCGAAGGAUGUGGAAAUGGCUGCAGGAACCGGAAUUUCAGAGGAUGUCGGCGCUGAGGCUUGCAGCUUGCAAACGCAAAGAGCAGGAGCAGCAGAAAGAUCGGAACCUGCAGCCCAAGAAGCAGCGGCUGGUCUUCACGGACCUGCAGCGCCGCACCCUGAUUGCCAUCUUCAAGGAGAACAAGCGGCCGUCCAAGGAGAUGCAGAUGACCAUCUCCCAGCAACUCGGCCUGGAGCUCAACACCGUCAGCAACUUCUUCAUGAACGCCCGCCGGCGGUGCAUGAACCGCUGGCAGGAGGAGCCGGGCACCAACCCAGGCGGUGUGCCCUCCUCCUCCACAAGCACUUUCUCCAAAGCAUGA